CAGCAGCACACCAAGAGAUGAUGAAUCAAUCAUCGACAGAGCCAAACACAAAUCCACUCGUACAUCGGUUCACAUCCACCAUCGAUGACAGGAAAACCCAAGCAAUAGUUGCAGCCGUAGGCGGAGGAUUUGUUCAUAGGACGAGCGAGGAGAAGAUAUCGGACUCCAGUCAUUCUCCAUCGGUGGAUAGUUUUGCAACAAACAUUAAAAGUUUGCCAUCAUCGGCGCGAAGCUCAGAAUCGGAGAUUUUCCACCAUGUUCACGAUAGAACCAUCCAGCACAGAGCGAGAAUCGCUGUUGCCUCCCCCGUAUUCAUACGAGGAAUUGUAUUCGUCCUACCAGAACGAAUGGGAUUGUCAAAAGAAAAGUAAUAGAAGCGACCGCACCACAAACGUAGGCAAUUGCGACGAUACCACUGGCAUCGAUAUCGAUAUCGAUAUCGACGAAAGCGUGUCGGAUCUAAAGUGGGUGACCGUUCCAAAGCAUUCGGAUCCGAAACACGAAAACGAGAAGAACAACGCAGAUGAAAUCAUAAGCGAAAAUGAAAACGAAACGUAUCUUUUGGCGUGCUCCGGUUCGGGAGAAGUCGUCGUUUGGAAACUCGGGCAAACAACAACGAAGACAACCCAGAGCAUCAACCCGAUGGAUGCCGCAACGAGCAACAAUAGCGCGGCCGUAGCAUUGGUUCGACACACUCGGUGGAGUAUUUCGAGGAGCGACAACGAUGCGGAGGAUCGAAAAGGCGAUACGGAUGAUAGUGGCGACGACGGACAUGCCUACGGGAGUGAGUGCGGAGCAUUGUCCAAGAUGUGCAUCGUUUCGGCUACAUUCCCGGAUGGUGCCAGCACCUCCGGAGGACGGAAUCGGAAACGGCAACGCCAGGAUCAGAGCGGAGGCCAAGAAGAUGCGAUGGAAGACCAGCAACUUCUGAUCAUAGCGGGAGAAGAUGGACUGUGGAGCGUCCCUCUCUCGGAGGUGUUGCAGAAGCAGCCAAUGCAGGGGCAUUCUGCUUCGUCUGUGGUAUAUCCUCCGUCUCUACUGCGAUUGUCCGAUCGCGCAUUUUCACAACUACAGUGUUUAUCACCAACCAGUAAGUCUCCUGUCGAAGCUGGGAACAAUGUCCACAGUCGGCUGUUCGCCCUGGAAAAGAACACCAACAAUCUUUUAGUGUGGGACGCACGAAGAAUUAUUCAGUGCCACAACAACAACAACAACAAAAACGAUGAGGUAGUACCCGACAACGAAAUCGAUUUGUCCCGGUGUUUCUCGGAACAGCCGGUGGAAAAACCGAAGAAACGGAGACGGCUCUAUCAGAAAAGUAUCGUUAGCGGGGAAUGUGCAACUACGAUUCUGGUUAGUAAAAGCCACAACCAGUUCAAUCUUUUGGUAGGAACGGAUCGAUCGAGGGUGUGGAUUUUAUCCAUCGCAAGCGAUGCAGCCAAUCUUACGGUUUCAAUCAAAAGGUUGGAACCCCGAUUCCUCUCGCUGAACGUCGGGAAAAAAGCUUCGACAACAAAAUCUAGCAGUGCCUAUGUGUCCAAUCAUCACUCUCGCAAGAAGGGCAGCUUGGGCCUUCCUGCCAAUGAAAGGAAUCAAGAAGCAACAUGGAAAGUCACGGACCUCGCUGCAAGCAGCGACGGGACCUGGUGGACCGCAUCCGCGGUCAAAACCGGAAAGACCAAAAACAACUCUGAUUCCGACGGCACUUCCGGCCUGAUCGUCACCUGGCACGCCUCCAGUGGAAUGGUAACGGCGCGUCGAGAAACCCGCGAAGCAAUCCAUGCCAUUCGACUAGAGCAAGAGCAGCCUCCGCCACACGGGGCAGAUGGAAUCGGGUGUUCGUCGACACUUUUGUACAGCGCAGGAAACGAGGCGGCCGUUAGCGCUUGGGAUUCCUCCUUUUCGCUGGAUCUUACCGGUCGAUUUUGGGCCAGCCCGCCAUCGAGCAAAGCCAUUGCGGUUGCAUUCGGGACCACCACAAUGGCCGUUGGAGGGGUGGGAAAUCGGGUGGAUCUCUUUUUCGAGCGCUGCCGCGUUCAGACGGUACGUUUGUAGUUUCUAUCGAUCACGUUUACAAAAAUACCAAAAUAAAAACAAGCACACUCUCGUAGAGGAAUAUUCAUUUGACUGCAUUAAUAGUAUGGUAUGUAAUGCACAGUAUUCGUUAGUUGUUUUACGUCGUUCUCAUGUGAUCUUCUGCUGUCGUAUGGCGCAGCUUUGAUGCCAAGAAGACACAUCAUCAAAGUAUCCGGGUCUGCAAAAGGAUAGACUUAAAAUCGUAUCAUCGACAUGAAUACACUUGUAUCAAAAUCAUGUGUCAUACCGUUCUUACUCGGUAAGAUUCCGGAUAAGUCGUACUCCAAACCUGUGCUAGUUUCAACCUCAGAUGUAUUCAUCGAGCGUUGCCGACGGUUUUCACGGGCAAAGAAUUCAUCUAAAGUGCAGAAUCCGUAACUGGCGCCCGUCGCAAGAAACGCAACAAAGAAGUCGUUUUUUUCAUUCCCAAUGCUUCCUCUUCGGGGGUUACAACCGUCGUGGAAUCUACAAAGGCUGAAUUCUCUGGAGGAGAUUCUAGUACCGAACCCUUGGUUGGUGUUAGUCGUAUGAAACGCAACAACGAAGCUGCCCUUUUUUCCCCCGAGAUUUUCUCGUCGCUCGAAACGUUCGAGGAAUCGAUGGGUGGCAAAGGAGUUUCUGCAGGAGAUCCUAGCAUCGAUCCCUCGGUAGUUGCAGGCGAAGACUUUGCCGUUUGAGCGAUAAGACCAGAAAUAGCUGCAAUGAUUCGCGCUAACAAGGCUUUCGUGAACGCAACGGUCCACGAUCCAAUAGCCACGAUUGCCAAUGCACAGACUCGCACCACAGAACGUCGGAAGGUCUUCCAUUUCAAGACGAGAUUUUUGAAUGCUUGACACACAACUAUGAAGAGCUGGAGGAUCGUCUGGACGAUUGCCAUCGAAGUCAACAAUGUGUGCCGCACAAUCCGUUCCAUAUAGCUCUGGUAGCGGCGUUCAAAGCGCCUUCCCUCCCAUUCCAGAGCCGAAGCAUAGGUGGGUCCCAGAAGCAUGUGAUCGGCAAUGGGAUCACCAACGCGUGGGGCCAAAAAACAAAAUUCGUCUUCCAUUUCGUUCGUAUUGUAGUUGCUUUGAUAUCGGAUGAACCCAGAUCGCAAGGCGGUUUCCGCACUCGGAUUCACAAACAGCAAAGGAUCGUUAACGCUGUAGUAGUUGACGCACCUACGAAAAGGUGUCCCGGGUGUGGACCGGACUGGAGUGGCGCCCCCAAAGCAUAUGACCUCGAUAUGAUUCAUUUCAAGCGGCGUCAGUUGCUUGGCUGCCAACCAGGUGACCAGAGCGCCCUGCGAAUGAGCAAUAUGCACCACGGUACCUCCCCUUUUCCCUUCGACGGAUCGGACGGCCUCCUUGAGGUGUUUUACAAGGCCGUUGACCUCUUCUGUAAUCCUUCCCAAGUACUUUUGCUGUCCAGCUUGAGUGAGAUCACUAAAGUAACCCCGCGUGU
This is a messenger RNA of Pseudo-nitzschia multistriata, 3516 nucleotides long. The record is from the annotation of a GenBank genome assembly. Lineage: Eukaryota; Bacillariophyta; Bacillariophyceae; Bacillariales; Bacillariaceae.